CUAGAAACACAGUCUAUAUUGUCAUUCGCAUUAUGGUAUGGCCAGGGGCAGACUGACCAUUUGGAAACUCGGCACUGCCCAAGGGCCCGGGGUCAGUAAGGGGCCCCAUGAGAUGCCCCUUGUACCUUUUUCACAGGCUUUUUUGAGUUUGGGCAAGGACACAGGGGCCCCAUGAUCCCCUAUUGCCCGGGGGCCCCAUGAGUUGUCAGUCCGCACCUGGGUAUGGCACAUGUGUUUAAGGCACAGUAUUGUCUAAGAGUGGUUUGCAUUGCAUAUCUUUUCUG
Messenger RNA from Staurois parvus, 284 nucleotides. The record is from the annotation of a GenBank genome assembly. Lineage: Eukaryota; Metazoa; Chordata; Amphibia; Anura; Ranidae.